Molecule: messenger RNA, 2993 nt
Organism: Rhagoletis zephyria (snowberry fruit fly)
Lineage: Eukaryota; Metazoa; Arthropoda; Insecta; Diptera; Tephritidae
Gene: Tdrd3
Product: Tudor domain containing 3
Biological process (GO): mRNA processing
Cellular component (GO): nucleus; cytoplasm
Molecular function (GO): protein binding; RNA binding
Source: RefSeq, a predicted model, not a curated record
CUCUCGCUGCAAGUAUUUGCUGAAUAAGUUAUUAAACAAACUUAAAUUUUGACGUUUGCUGAAAGGAAUUUUUGGUUAAUGUCAAUUGUGUCCAGGGAUUGGCAAAAUUUCUGCAAAAUGGAUUUAAAUAGAAAAUUAUUGAAUCAAGGAUGGCAUAUAACGGACGAUGGUCUCAAAAAAGUGACUGCUGCCUUCUCCAAUGCGGGCGGGCCUGAAAUCAAUGAUGAGCGAAAAAUUAUUUCAACCAUUAUGGAUAUGGACUUCCGUGACAUUGCUGCGGGAGCUCUACCAACUAAAAGAGAUGACAAUAUUUCUGGUAGGAUCGUUCUGCAAUUGCAAAAAACACGUAAUGUUUCGGCUCCCAAGUCUAACGAAGAUUCAAAAGCUGCACCGAGGUUCCUACACUUGGAAUUAAGUGACGGGGUUACAACAAUCCAGGCCUUGGAAUUAGAAAAUAUUCCUGCGUUGAGCACGAAUUUACCUCCAGGGACGAAAAUAUAUUUUACCUCAGAUAGACUUGAACUAAUACAAGGUUUUUUGAUACUGCGUUCUUCUGAGCUUCAGGUUUUAGGAGGGAGAGUCGAAGCAAUGGUUGAAAAGUGGGAAUUGGCUCGUACAAUGCAAAAAUACGCACGUAGUGGUCGUCGAAUGAGCGGUGCCACAGGACCUCCCCCAUGGAUACCCUUUGGAAAAAAAGUUGAAACUUCGCUUUCAAAGGAGCGUAAUUUUAAAAGCUUGCAAACUGGGGGCCCAGAAAGAAAAGAUAGUAAAGAAAAUCAAGAAUUUAAUGCCAUGCGUAAUGAGGCCAUAGCGGAAGCCAGCAAAGCUGGUUCAAAAAAGGUCUUCGGCGGAGGAGGACAACAAAUGCUGGACCAUAAUGUUAAAAAGAUACUCGAAAAAGGUUUUAGCGAAGAAGACGCUAAGCAGGCUCUGCGUGCUACCAAUAAUAACCUGGAACGAGCGCUAUACAAUCUCAAGCGCCGUGGUGAGAGUAAACGAACAGAAGAGAUCGGAAGUGCCAAAAAUUUACAAGUUACCACCUAUUCUUCUGCAAAGAACGGUCGAGGUCCGCCAGUGCGAGAUAUUGGAAAACGUGGUGGCUCAAUGACAAAAGAAGAAACGGUUGUGGCGAAACCGGCUGGAAAUGUGUCACUUUUCGAUUUUUUGACUGACAAGCUCCCUGUAGAUGCAGCAACGAAUGUGCUUACAACAGCCAAUACUGCAUCUAUACCGCAUACUACGUCUAACGUUUCCACCAAUCCUUUGAAAUCAGGUAAAUUCGAUAGAAAUAAAAAAGAGGCGUCGAAAUCUACACAUACAGACAGUAAGCAUGCGGAGGACAAUGUUGACCCGAAUAGUGUUUUACGACCAAGGUUUGAAAAUAAUAUGUCCAGCAGUUUCGCGGCUAAUCGUUCCACCGGGCUACCAAAUGCUCGUCAAAGGACCGAUCGUGCUUAUAAUCGGGGCGGUCGAAGUAGUCACGAACGAGGCAGAAGUACAUCAACCUUUAAUCCAUUUAAACACAAUGGCAAUGAACGUGUUAACGACACUGCGCGUGGGUCUGGCAGUCAGACUAUAAAUAAUAACCAUAAUCUAAACCAAGGACGUAUUAAUCGCGGAAACUAUGAACGGGGAAAGGGUUUGAAUCCUUUAAGCGGUGGGUUUCAGGAAAAUGGAACCAGUGGUUAUGCCAGCAAGCGGGCAAAUGAAAGGCAACAACAAAGAAGUCAUGGUGGGGAAGAACGUAGCAGCGGUGGUCAGAAUGAAAGCAGGAAUCGCUUUAAUAGCAAACGUGAGAACAGUAAUCGUCAACAAAAUAAUAAUAUAGAUAAUAAAAAUAGCGCUGCCGCCAAAAAUUCUGGCGCUCAAAACUCAAAUUCCAAUAAUGCAAAUCCAAUGCAUAAAUUAAUAGAAGCUACUUCUAAAAUAAGAUUAUCAGAUCCCGUACGUAAUGAUCCUCAUUUAACGGGAAAUAGCUCGAUUGCCGACGGUCGUUCGAAUUUGCAUGAUUCCCAAUUUGUUGCACAAGCUCAAGGAGGCGCUCAGCUGGCAAACCAAAUCCAAAGUUCAACACAAUUGCCUAAAGGUUAUGGUUAUGAUACAAGUAAAAUUAUCGGAUUUCAAAAUAAAGAAACAAAUGAAUUUGCUUUGACUUUGUUAAAAAGUCAAGGCCUAGGCUCUUCUGAGUCAACAAUAUAUAGUCAACAGCAACGAAAUUUAGUUUCGCCAAAUAUAGAUAAUCCCGGCUCCCAACCAAAUCUACAUAUUUCUAAUGAAAGUUAUAUUUCGCAUGUACCGCCCCAUAUACAAGCCCCACCUCAGCUAAGUGGGUAUGCUGCACCUAUAAAUGAAUAUUCAUCACUAAAUCCAUCUACAGUAGGCACUAUAGCGGCAGUUCAGACUCAUUUUGGAAUGAUACCAGGUGAGGGCUGGGAUUGGAAAGUUGGAGAUCUUUGUUUCGCCAAAUACUGGGAUGAUGGUCGUUACUACGAGGCUGAGGUCACAGCGGUGUCAGAGAAAACAUGUGUGGUGUUUUACCUUGGAUACGGUAACCAUGAAGAAGUUUUGAAAUCUGAUUGUCUGCCAAUAACUGAUGGCAAUCAUUGUCCUAUAAAUAACUAUAAUACAGCUAAUUCAUAUCAACAACCCCAACAAGGAAAAUCCAAUACUAUUAACCAGAUUCAUUCAGCUCAACAGAUCCAAGUAGGUGGCGCCUAUCAGAGAGGAGGAGGUGGACAGCAACGUUUUCGGGGUGAAAGGCAAAUGUAUGUGCCACCACACAAGCGCGAGAAUUGACAUGAUGUGCGAAUGCAUUCUGCAACAAAGUUCCCACUUACAAAACAGUAACUUUAUACAGCUUAUUAUGGAGUUAAUUGAAAAUAUUUCCAUCAUAUAAUAUUACGAAAAAUGUGCGUUAUUCAUAUACAUAUGGAAAUCAUAAGUACAUGUGUACUUACAUAUUAAGGUUAAUUAUAAUGUGCUCCGAAAAAAUA